Aspergillus udagawae is the source of this 3669-nucleotide messenger RNA. RefSeq lists its product as uncharacterized. Bases 1 to 3669 code for a protein of 1222 amino acids. Gene Ontology annotation, molecular function: protein binding. Lineage: Eukaryota; Fungi; Ascomycota; Eurotiomycetes; Eurotiales; Aspergillaceae. The record is from RefSeq and is a predicted model, not a curated record. The transcript is spliced from 3 exons.
AUGGCUCGAACCAAGGAAGAAGAGACCGAAUGGCAGAGUCACCGCGACGAGCUCAAGGCCUUGUGGCUGGAUCAGCGAUGGACUUUAGAGCAGAUCCAAGAGCAUAUGUCCCAGAGGCACAGUUUCCGCAAAAGCGCACCUCAGUAUACUCGGCAGUUCAAGAAGUGGGGGUUCAAAAAGAAUCUGACCGACGAAGACUGGAAAUUCGUUGCGCAUCGUCGCGAGAAGCGAAAAAGAGACGGAAAAGACGCGGGCGAUGUCAGGGUGCACGGCAACCUCAUCCCUGAACCAAAGGUCAGAAAGGAAACAGCGCGUCAUGCUUCAUUAUUGUCGCAGUGUUUGUGGAUGGGAGACUCUGACCCCAAGACCCCUGAAGGGGUCGUCGUGGGUACGCCCCGAUCAGAAAUAGACGGUACUGUGCCUGACGGUUCCGCAGACGUCCAUGCGAUGGACUGGUACCAGGGCCAAAGCGCUGGUGGUAUCGGUGUUGGAACUCCAACAUUGUUCCAAUCCGUCGAACGGGAUCCUCUCGCCUUCCACAUUGAGCUCCCGGACCCGAGUCAUUCGCAGUUUUCUUUCCAAGGGAAUAAGGCACCCACCGCAACUCAUUCCUAUCUCGGGGAUGCUACCUUGGACCAUCGUCUGCCUGUACCAACGUCUGCUAGUACGCCGACAUCUACAAAUUUGAGCACACAUAUUCAGUACGACGUUGAUUCCAUCAGCAACACCAUUGCUAAAGAGACCCGCUUCACACUCUUAUUGCAGGCCGGUUCGUACAGUGGUCCUUAUUCCAACGAUCCAAUUUCAGUCCUGGAGCCUAUCACCGUGGGGGAUUCGAACCGCGACUUGACAAGGCGAGCGGAGGCUAUAUUCCAAUCGCCAUCCCCGGAGAAUUUGUCUCACUAUCUCGGUCUCUGUGUCUACCUGUUAUCCAAUAACAUGAUGAGCCAGAUGUCAACGGAUAGUCUGGUAUUGCUUAUCAAGAAAAGCAGCUCUCAGUCACGACUCAAAGCCCUCUUGAAGUCAACGACCACGACCAUCGAGAUAUUCAUGAGCAACCUAUUAGCUAGUGCGGCGGCCGUGGGAGACAUUGAGAUUUGUCGAAUUCUUAUCGAGGCUGGAGCGGACCUAGAUGCACCUAGUGGGCAGGGCAUGCGAACAACAGCUCUUCAUCGAGCAUCCAAGCACAAUAACGUGGAGUGUGUGAGAAUGCUGCUGGAAGCCGGUGCAGACCCCAACCUAGCAGUGGAUGGGGAGACACCACUACACACUGCAUGCGCUUGGUACAAACGACUUGAUAUUGUGGGCCUUCUGCUUCAGUUUGGAGCUCAUGUCAAUCCGCCGCAAGACUGUGCCCGACUCACGCCUCUGCAACUUGCUGUCAAGCAUGGAGGGCCCAACUUGGUGCAACUCCUUCUUGAUAACAAAGCAAACCCGAACUCUUUCACAACCUCCAAGACCGGUACACCUCUGCAAAUGGCAUGCCGUAACUCUGGCGAUUCCAAAAUAGUCGAGCUUUUAAUCGCUGCAGGCGCGGACAUUGAUUGUCGCUCAGGUUACCGUUGCAACAAGCGACAUUCCGAUUACCUUGAGGACAGCGAUACAGACAGCGAUGCAGACUCCGAAUCAGAAGAAAAGCCAGACAAAAGCUGCCUUAUGGGUUGUACUGGCCUUCCCGAUUCCUUUAAGCCAGCCAUCCUUAUAGCGGCGGAAAAUGAGAAUUGGGAGGUGGUCCAGCUUCUGCUGGAGGAAGGCGCCGCUGUCAACGCCAGCUUGAGAAAAUGCCCACCUGCAGUGCUAGAUCAGGAGAUUGAUGAUGAUGAGUACAACUGGGGUUCUGAUAAUACUCCGGCCGUGUUUACACCGUUGCAAGCAGUUGUCCGGAAAGAGAAUAUCACCAUGACUCGCAUGCUUUUGAGCGCUGGAGCUCAUCUCGACGCGAGACCGAAAGGAACGUAUGGCCACACCGCGCUUCAGAUAUCUGCCAUGGUCGGGAAUGAAAGGAUCAUCGAGAUUCUCCUGCGGAAGGGAGCGGAUGUUAAUGCCCCAGCGGGCGUCUAUCGUGGAAGGACGGCACUUCAGGCUGCUGCUGUACAUUCGGAUACGACGGUGUUGAGCAUCUUGCUUAGGCAAGGGGCAGAUGUAAAUGCUCCGCCGGCCUUACGCAAAGGCAAAACUGCCCUGCAGAUAGCAGUCGCCGCGGGUAACAUCGAAGGGGUCAGGAUUCUUCUUAAUGCAAAUGCAGCUGUCAAUACAGACCCAAUUCACACUGAAGGGGUCACCGCGCUCCAGGAAGCUAUCCAAAUCAGAGACUCGGCGAUAAGGAAAGAAAUAGUUCACCUACUGCUGCGCGCAGGCGCGAAUACUGAGGGCCUCAAAGACCAGAAGGAGUCCGCGCCUCUUCAUGCCGCAGUCAGACAAGGAGACCUGGAGAUGACGAGGAAGCUCCUCCAAAAGGGUGCAAACGCAAAUGUGGGAUUUUGCGCGCAGACAAGACGAACCCCUCUGCAGCAAGCUUCGUCCCAAGGCAAUGAAGGCCUGGCCCAGAUAUUGAUAGAGUUCGGAGCAGACGUCAACGGCCCGCCUUGGCUGUCUGGAGGUCGUACAGCCUUGCAGGCAGCGGUUGAAAACGGCCAUGUGUCUAUGGUGAAGAUGCUGUUGAAGCACGGCGCGAAGAUCAAGUCAGACAGAGCUAAAUUUGACGGGAUCUCGGUGAUGGGAGCUGCCGCCGAGAGAUGCGAUCAAGAGCUACUCCAGCUUUUCCUCGAUAAAGAACCUGACAUCAUAUCAUCUGACUCCAUCACGAAGAAUCAAGUCAUAGGGCUAGCUCUGAACUGCUGGAAAUGCGACGUGCCUUUGCUGGAGCUGCUGCUCAAGGGAGGAGCAGCCGUUAACAAUAACCCGUGCCCUCAGUCGGAGAAGUCAUUUCUUCAAAUUGCAGUAGAAAGACACAACUUUAGAGUGGUGCAGUGUCUGCUUUCUGCAGGGGCCAACGUAAACCAUCGCCGGGAAAGCAGCUUGCCUGGCAAUGUCACGGCCCUUCAGGCCGCCGUUUAUGCGCGCGAUAUCGACAUCGUCCAGUUACUGCUCGAAAGAGGCGCCGACGUCAAUGCACCGGCAAACAAGCAUGGAGGAAAGACUGCGCUGCAAACCGCAGUGUCACAAAACCAUCGGGUUAUGACGGAGCUUCUGGUGCAUCAUGGGGCUGAUGUCAAUGGCUUGCCCAGCCCGGUCCGAGGCCGGACAGCUCUCCAAGAGGCUGCAAGCUCGGGUUAUGUGCAGCUCUCUGAAUACCUACUGGCUCAUGGAGCCAAUGUCAAUGCUCCAGCAGCACAUUUGGGUGGUGUCACAGCCUUGCAAGGGGCCGCGAUGCACGGCAACGUUCGCAUUGUGAUGAUGCUGCUUGUGGCCGGGGCAGAUGUCAAUGGAGCGCCUGCAAUUGAGCAGGGAUUAAACGCCAUUGAAGCCGCUGCGGGGAACGGCAGGCUUGACACUCUACAUCUCCUAUUGAAUUAUCACCCGGAUACCGAAGAGUUUGAGAUCAAGAGAAAAAGAGCGGCGAAACUGGCACUGGCAAAUGGUCACCUGGCCAUUGGGAGAUUUCUGCUGGCUUAUCGUAAGCAUCCUGGAAGAGGUGUAAUGCGUCCUCCAUACCAGGGUUCAAUGUAA